AUGCCCUGCAACACCCAUCAUUCUACUGUUUCACAAUCUUGUAAAAGAACUUCAAUUACUCUACAUCUUUAUCUGUUCAAACCAUCUGUUUCAGAUGUUCUGGAUAAUGAUGAGAAUCCAGUUGAUGAUGAGAAGAAAGAGAAGAAAAAGAAGAAGAAGAAGAAGAAGAAGAAGAAGAAGAAGAAGAAGAAUGAGAAGAAGAAAGAGAAGAAAAAGAAGAAGAAGAAGAAGAAGAAAAAGAAGAAGAAGAAGAAGAAUGAGAAGAAGAAAAAAAAUGAGAAGAAGAAGAAGAAUGAGAAGAAGAAGAAGAAUGAAAAUGUAAUACAUUCAUUUAUUGUUUUUUUAUUAUAUUAUAUUUGCUUAUUCUUACCUCUUUCCAUUAUGUUUAACGUCCCGGAGAAAACACGGGCAGCGCCCGUGUUUCAGAAGCCUCCCGAAGGGCAUGGCAAAGAUAUUAUUUCAGAUGUUAGCAGGACUUGGCAGAAGUUUAAAGAAGUUUAA
This is a messenger RNA of Histoplasma mississippiense, 501 nucleotides long. RefSeq lists its product with no specific name. Lineage: Eukaryota; Fungi; Ascomycota; Eurotiomycetes; Onygenales; Ajellomycetaceae. Bases 1 to 501 code for a protein of 166 amino acids. The transcript is spliced from 3 exons. The record is from RefSeq and is a predicted model, not a curated record.